Anoplopoma fimbria (sablefish) is the source of this 549-nucleotide messenger RNA. It is a transcript of the gene s100a11, whose product is annotated as S100 calcium binding protein A11. Lineage: Eukaryota; Metazoa; Chordata; Actinopteri; Perciformes; Anoplopomatidae. The record is from RefSeq and is a predicted model, not a curated record. The transcript is spliced from 3 exons. The coding region runs from base 78 to 341 and encodes 87 amino acids. Gene Ontology annotation, molecular function: transition metal ion binding; calcium ion binding. Gene Ontology annotation, cellular component: perinuclear region of cytoplasm.
GGAGGGACAAGGCUCUUGGCACCAGCUGUGACACAUAACCCAGCAUCUCAACACAAAAGGUCUCAGCUCGAACCAUCAUGGAAGCCGCCAUCUUCACCAUUAUCACCCAGUUCAAGACACACGCUGGGAAAGAUGGGUCCUCCAGCACCCUGAGCAAAGACGAAUUCCACAUCCUGGUGACCUCAGAGCUGCCCAACUAUGUCAAGAACGCCAGCGAUCCCGGGGCCAUCGAGCAGCUCAUGGGCUCGCUGGAUGAAAACAACGACGGGGAGCUAAACUUCUCCGAGUUCUGGCAGCUGAUUGGGAAGCUGGCGAGCAAACAGGGCGGCUUCAGUCAGUAGGAGAGCCCGCCUUCAUCUGUCAAGUGUGGGCUUGGAGCAGAUUGGACAACACCGAUGAACCCAAUUGAAGCUGUCAAACUGUAAAAUCAAAGGCAUUCAAAUGUUUUCAUCCAACCCCACCAGUGCCACAUGUGUAACUCUUUAGUUAACCAUUUCUCCAAUGCAGGGAACUUUGAAUUAAAGGCUUCAUUGUCUUGAACCCUGGGCC